Messenger RNA from Spirometra erinaceieuropaei, 8405 nucleotides. The record is from the annotation of a GenBank genome assembly. Lineage: Eukaryota; Metazoa; Platyhelminthes; Cestoda; Diphyllobothriidea; Diphyllobothriidae.
AUGGGUGACGUGGGAGGAGAGACUGCGGUGGAUGCUGCACAAGUCUGCGACCACAGAAAACUAGCUUACGCGUAAGUCAUCGUUCCUGCUCCAACACUGCUGUGGAGCACAGGGUGGACGUAGUCGAAACCGACGGUCAAACUUUCAGUGAGGAAUGAGCUGAUUUGCUCUGGGGAUGGAUUCCACGGUGUCGGCCUCUGUUUCUCUCUCCAGUCGACUAUCCGAGCCUGCCAAUUAACGCAUGAUAAGACUAGAUGCAGUGGAUGAUACGUCGUGAAGGUCUGCGUGUAAGGCAUGUCACAUUCGCGGUUCCCACUGGAACAUCUGCGAUGGCUUACUCACCACCUUCCCUGCGGUAGCCUUCACGGACGUCAGAAGCUGGUACUGGAUGUCAUCGAACUGUAGCAGACCUGUCCAUACAUACUUGCUACAUUGCCUUGCUUAAUUUCCGAGGAAAUCAAUGUGCGAACUUGGAGUAAAUCCUUCGGAGCAGACCUUUUCAGGCACGGUCCAAAAUUCGAUAUGAAUAUUUGAGCUGAAAUCCAUCAACUACUGCGGAAUAACCGCGUAAUAUAUACAGACCGUCAACAGGCAGACAGUAGUACAGGAUUGUGUUAUUAUUUAUCGCACUGACAAGACAGGUGCAUAUGCAGGAAAACACAAGGGGAAGGCCGGGGGACCCACUGAUGAGUCGAGCCCCUCGCAGUUGCGUCAGACAGCGACAGAUGAUCGGCACAACGCGCGUGUCUGGGCUUCUAGCUUGAGCCUGUCUUGUCAGUACGGUAAAUAAUUACAAAAUUCUAUACCUGCUGCUUGCUAAGCCGGUUUGUUUCUCCUGAGGUCAUCGUUUGGGAAGGCAGGAAGUACACUAUUGCAGGUUUCAGCAACCGUCAUCCAUCUGACCUGUUUGUAGAAUAAAACACGCUCACCCCCACGUCGGUUUAUCCGUGCUUGGGGCCUCACAAGCGACUUGUCCAUCGUCGUCGUCAGUCACCCACGUUUUACCCAAGGCUGAAGUGCUUCCGUACGCCAAAUCCCCGCUUCCCUCAUUUCUUGCAGCAGAUACUUCUUUCACGUACGAUUGGCGGUUCGAUCGCGUCUUCUAGCUAUGUGACUUUUUAGAUCUCAUAUAGUCUAUCUUACUGCACAUUUUUCUGGUUGGCAUCAAUCACAGGGCGUCUGAAGAGUGUGGUGCAGGAUCCAUUACAACAGUCGAAUUCCCUCUGCGUAGCAGAGGCCCGCCCUACAGUUCCAGCAGACUAAGUAGCAAGUUGGCCUUUGGGAAAUAUCCUUUCCCAAAGCCAGCGGACAUGCCCUCAUUAGUUCAGCGAGUGGAGCACCCAGGGAGGAUUCUACGGAUCUGGGGUUUGACGGCCUCUCUCCAGCGAACCCCUUGGUGCUUGUGCAAGUUUUCAUACUCCUGACAUUUUAUGUUACUAAAGUUGUUUUGAUCAUCUUUGAUACAUUAAAGUUCGUGACCUAUCAGAUGAAAGGUCACAAACGAAAACCCUUGUAAAGCACAGACCGUCUACUCCGCGUCGACGAAAGUUGUACUGAGUCAAAGAAACGACUGCUUUUCGAAAGAAGGCAUACUUUGGUUCAUAAAGUAUCAUUUACUAGCCAAGAAAUUAUAUAUUUUAUCGUAAACCAUUAAAUCAAAACGAUGACUCUAUGACUGGGCAAUUAUAUAGGGCCUAGUACAACUGAUGGCAGAGAAGGAAAAUGUAAUACAACGGCAAAGUAACAAUAAAACAAUAGAAAAUACUUGGAUUUUUAAGUUCUGCGAUUAGUCCCUAAUCAAAGAUCAAACAGAUUAGUGAUUGAAGUUUAUUUUUCAAACCUCUUGAGUCAGAAACAUGACGUAGUACCUACGAAUCAGAAGGAAGUCCAGUAUUUCUAAUCCGCGCUGGUGAAUUCUUGUUACAAAUAACUUGGGACAAAAUCACUAAGAAUCGGGCAUAACAAGACGACACAUCUGGAAAAAAUGAAAAAAUUAAGUCAAAGCAAGAAAAUACUAAUCCCCAAACCGGACUAAGGUUCUGAUAUCGUUCUACCAAAUAAGAGCGUUUAUGCUUAGAAAAGUAAACCAAUCUUGGGUGACGACACCAAUUUCAGAAGGGAGAGAAAGAGAGGCAAGGAACAACCGGAGAGAGUAGAAGCCCAACUCACAAAACGUUUUCGAAAACUGAAAGACCGAGGCUUCCUUCGUGAACAGGAGUCCGGAUCACUGAAGCCCACAGGCACAAGCCCCCGAGACCAUAUGGAUUACCAAAGGUUCACAAACCCUACCUUCCUAUGUGAUUAAUAUUAGGCAUGUUCAGCUCGUCUAAUCACACAAUCGCAAUGUGGCUGGCAGAAAGGCUCCAGCCAUUUUGGCACGAAAAAAUACCACAUAUCCUACGUGACAUGUUAUAUCGGUUCCGUAAGAAAUACGAAUCUCACUGUGGAAAAGAUGUUAUCCUUAGAUGUCUCGUCUUCUUUUAACUAGUAAUCUCAUGACAAUGAUAAAAAGAUUAUGUGACGAGACUGUUGGGCAGGAUUUCCCAGUCGAAAUGCCGAUCGUAGACCUAAAAGAGCCGCCCUUACUCUGCACGUUGAAAUUUUCAUUCAGACUCGGUGGCCAAUUUUAUCACCAGGUCGAAGGCGCAGCUAUGGGAUCACUCCACGGACCUCUUUUAGCUGAAGUUUUCAUAAGAAAACUGGAGAAGAACCAGCUCGGUCGAUGUAUAAAGGACCUUGAGUCCUAUGCUUGCUAUGUUGAUAACAUUUUGCUAAUAGCAGGUGCAACGCUUGAUGUGGAUGCCCUCCUGGAUUGAGUGAACCAGACUACCCAAGCGACAAUUACUUUGGAAAAAGGGGAAGGAGAGUGUCUCCCCUUUCUGGAUGUCCUAAUUAGUAGAACGCCUGAUGGAACAGUUCUUGGCGGUGGAUUUCAUAAGUAAACAUGGACGGAGCAAUGACCAAAUUUCUACAGCUACGUCUUGCUAAGUCAAAAAUGAAGCUUACUCCGCUGCCUAGACAACCAAACUAAGAGAAAAUGCCCUCCAGGUAUGCCGGACAUCGAACUCGUCUUUGUACAAAAUACUCCGUGGGAAAAUGGCCUUCCCGACAAGUUCAUCCCGAAAGAUGUGGAAGAAAAUUCUCCAAAAACGAAUCUACCAAAGGCUAAGAAGAAGAAGAAACUAUUUCACAAACGGCCAUUUCGAGGGGAUCUGGCAAGCGAAUUUUUACAACGUCGUUUAAACUCUGCCAUCGCGCGCACUUACUCAGCCGCCAUGUCGAGACCCAUUUUUCCAAGCAUUCCGCCUCUUCGCCUUGAAAGUGGGGAUAGGCUGCCCUUUCAGACCUUUCCUCAGUGUGCAUCUACGCCUUCACUUGCUCCGGUGCGGCAGGUUGUAUUGGUCGAACGACUAGGCGCUUAUCUGAGCGAAUGCUAAAGCACCAGCCUACCUGGCUAAAUCAAGGCAUUGAAAAGUCUAUCUCUGGAGCGAUUAUUGCUCCCUUGGUUGACGGCGGCCACAGGCUGGACACAGCAAUAGACCUUGGAAUCUGCACUCCUGGAAGGACAAGUUUCAUUUUGUCUACCAAAACAACAGGAAGCCUGCGAGCAAAGCCGCAUUCGAUGGAUGUCGGCGGAACAGUCGUUUGGAUGAACCGCACAAUCGAUAGCCGUCAGCAACUUGCAAACAGUUCUGGUAGAUCUAAUUUUUUGCUGCCUGAAGCAGCACCACACCAUAGGGCGGGUUCUACCACACUUUCCUAUGAUAGUGAUGUUCUUUCCGUAUUCGCUUAUUAGGUCAUCCAAAACGGUUUGAAAAGAAAUAGAUUCUCUCCACCCUUCAGAAUUGGACCACUUGGACUUGAAAAAGCGCAAACUUCUAAAGUAACAUCCUACAAAGCAUCCACUGGCAAGUUUGGGGUUCAGCCAUGACUCAGUACUUUAUGCCGUCAAGUUGUAGAGGUUCGAGAGGUAACUGGAGGACGCUCCUUGAAGCGAAUCCAGCUAGAAGUACACGAAGGCUACCGCAAAACAUACACGCUCAGUAUAUAUCCGUGUAGAGAAAACCGGAAGGGUAAAAGCGUGACAACUUCUCUGUCAGCACGGAACAAAAGGCGGCGAAAUCGUCCACAUGAAGUUUGUAGCGUUCGACUUGUGCGCAAUAAACGCGGCCUUUUUCUCGUUCAGAUCACGAAGUAAUGCAGGAUGUGGCUGCUAGUCGACAGCCGCCGGCGACCAACACAAUGACUCAGUCGUUAGAAAGCGACGGAGCACUUCUCCAAGUCGGAUUUUGGCGGAAAGCAGGCCGUGGUAACUGCUUGGUGAUCUAAAACUACAAUUUUUCCGAGUCCAGGCAAAACCACCGCCUAAUCUGCAUGAAACGCUACCCAAUAAAUAUCCUGCACAAUCAGUCAGGCCAAAUUGUCAUUGGUGAUAACGCUUGAACACGUGUUUAACAAAACACGCUUUGGAAAAUGAAUUAAAUGAGUUACACACGUUUACUUCGUCCAUCAUGUUCAGUGGAGCAUUAUCCAACAAGUUUCCAUUUACUAUGGACUCUCAAUAACUUCUUUCAGAAUGUGCAUUUAAAAAGGUUAUCAACUCCAGCACUUCGGACGAACUCGUGUCUUGUUGGACCAUAGGCGUAUAUCCCAAAUGGCUUUUAGUCCGUUAAGAAAUGGUUGCGAUUCUGAAUUCAGCAGUUGAAGACCAGAGUUUAUGUUCUAGUGAGCUAGUAAAAUAAACCGAAAUUUGUUGGGAAUUCAGAAAAGUUUACUUAAAAAUUCUUAAACUGUUCGUGACUGCCCGGCCCUAGCCUGUCAUGAGAUAAUCAUCAGGCUUCUGCAAACUGCAGUCAACGCCACCCUUGAUCUGUCUCGAAGAAAAUCUGCCGGAGAAGAAGAAACGGCCCAUUUGCCUUCACUUUCUGGAGUGGCUGCCGCCGAAAUCCAUCAGUGUGAUGCUCCAAAUCUACUGGUUAACAGUUUUUUCAGUACUAUGACAGUCUGGCCAUCGCGAAUGACAACAUCCACCAUGUGCCCCAUAGGGCGGGCGCCGGACACUGACUUGGGAGAGAAUAAAUUUAUUGUAGGGCUGACUUUCAUAGCGUCUACCCCGCUCACUCACCGGGCUCCGAUGGCAAGACACUGUCAGAGUGGUCGGAGGUUGGAUCGGGCACAGUGGUUACCCAGCUUAAACGGGCCGUCUACGCGUGCCGCAGCCACGACCUUCUUCCCGCAGCGUGUUCCAGGCUUCUUCAAGAGCCAUUAGGAUCUCACAUUCAUGAAAAUACCACAAGGGCCACACUAACAAGUCGUCAAUAUGGUCUGAUGCACAAUCAUCGGAAGAGUCGGCUUAUCUCAUCAAGUGGUAACCUCCCAAAUCGCCAGCGUCAGCACGUCGUAAUAAAUACAAGCUCGCCAGAUUUAUUGUAGUGGAAAAUGCGUUGAUUUGUCGUAGGGACGGUUUUCUCAGCGUCGGUCUCAUUCAAUUCCCUCCUUCAUGCGCCAGUCGACGAUUAGAACCUGUUAAACCACUGAAAAUUAGACUGACCGGCACUCUUGCAAAUUAACUCACAAAAGAUAGGGCAAUGGAGGAUAACUUUGAUGCUCGUCUGCUCAUCGGUGCGUGAUGACCGAAAUGGCUUUGAUAUUCAGACUGAUUUGUCCAUACUCGUUCGGCAAUCAGGAUGCAUCGGUUUACUCAGAGGUGUUUUGGCAGACUCCAAAUAGUUCACUUUGACCCAACCGUGAAAAACUCGGUGCCAAAACACCUCUGAUGUACGUGAGCCUGGUAGUCAUCUGGUGGAUUCUAGAUGUAUUACUUAGGAAAUCCUGCUUGGGCAACCAGCUUACUGCAUGAGAUUUGGUGGAUUCCAGACGUUGCAGUAGGUUGGGCGGAUAAAAUUGACCCAAGUGUGAUUAAACUCGCGUCGUCCGGUGGGGUUUCGUAGUUUAGAUAGUUAGAUGGCUAUCUUAAGGCCUCCCCUUGCUGUCGUGGGUUCGAAUCCCACCGAGGCACCGAGUUUUUCACGGUUGAGUCAAAGUGAAGCAUUGGUUUACGUUGAUUUUCUAUGUCUCCGCCAUUCCGGUAGCUAAAAUAGAUAGAGCAUUCGACUGAAUGACUAACUGAAUCCUGGGUCUAAACUUUGACUGCUUAAGCACUUAGACUUGGGUCAUCCCUAGCCGGUUACAGCUAAUAAGCUGAAAAUAGUUAUUACAGUGCCCUUAACCUUUUUUGGUAACACUUCUCCGUAGAAAUCCUUCCCCUGUCCUCAAGACGCACAGGAACAUCCAGCGUUUCUGAGUAUGAUGUCCAGGAUUCUGACGUGGAGUUUUGAGCGCAGAAAUGUCCAAACUGCUGGCGAAAAUAGGCAGAUUGGACCCCUGCACCAAGGGUGUCGUUUGUCUGACGCGUUAAACCCAUAUCCGAGUCCGGCAUCGGAGGCAGAAACGGGCAGAAAUACACAGGGGGUACAGUUUUUUUUACAGGGAUGUGCCUGCUGUACCGCUUACUGACAGUUCGAGCCUUGAUGCCGAGGGUGUCCACCGCGUGCUCUAUAGAGUGGGCAUAGGGCCGCUUCUUGCACGUGUAAGUGGGGAAGACUUGGACAGCAUCUACUACACUCUCUCCUCCUCCUCCUCCUCCUCCUCCUCCUCCUCCUCCUCCAACUGGGUCCAGUGUCCUGACAGGGUCAAGAAGGCCGGAAGCGGAGGGUGGAGCAGGUGAAUGGUGCGGCAUGAACCUGCACCUAGGUGUGUCAGCACACAGCUUGAGCUACACUCAAACGACCAGAAUCACACACAACAAGAAGGGCGGGAGCGGCUAGAAUCCCAGCCGAGUGGGAGUGCCAUGAAGGUCGAAUUAAGAAGGAGUCACUGCAGUUUGACUGCCAGUUCACGAUGGUGUCAAGCACGUCGAAUUGCUUAUAGGAAGAAAUUAUACGCUGAUAGUCGACCUCACUCUCUCUUCCCUUUUUCCAGCUCCAAUCGAUUGUCCGAGCCGGUCAGUUAACUGAUGCUCAGGUCGGGAGAUUUGGAUGACAUAGUUAUAAAAACAACCCGUAUGCGCGUGCCACACACACGAUUUGGCCCCCCACAAGCAGACACAGGCAUCUCGCAAUGAGAGUAAGCAGUUCGGAUCCCAUAUGUGUGAGAGUGCCAUAGAGAUCAUAUUAGGAAUAAGAUAUUCAGGGGAUGCAGUCUUUAUUGGAUGUACUUUCUGCAUCGCUUUACACCUGUAAAUUGACAGACCGGGUUUGGGUGCAUAGCAAACGCAUUCCGCAUAUACCGCAUCUUCUGUGCAUAUGUAUCUAUUCGCUUCUAACUCUGGUGAUGCGGUCUAGGAGUAACCGAAAACGGCAAACUGCCAAACCCCCGUUCUGUCGAUCGAGUCUACUGCAUGCAGGUUACUAUCUGAAACUGGCUCUCUCUCUCUCUCUCUCUCUCUCUCUCUUUCUCUCUUUAAAUCGCCAAUCGUCAUUCUCCACUGCGUCCUGGCUAUAAUAGUAUGGACAUUUGCAUAAAUUGUGGGCCAACAGGUCCAGGCGGUGUGCAUGUACAAAACAGCGAAGCUUGUACCCGAUAGGAUUCACUAGUCUGAGGGUUACAUGUGGGUGGCUGUGCGGUUUGCCUUUCGGGUAUAUUAUAAUGCACUGGAUCGUAUGGUAAUUAUGUCAUGUCUCGCAGGGCAGGACUGCGGACCUCAGGUGCACUUCUCGUGCGCGAGAUUGCACACCUUUCAUGGUCAAAGUAUUUCGGCAUUAGUCUUGAGCAUAUUCCGUCUGCAGGCAACUCUCUCUCUCUCUCUCUCUCUCUCUCUCUCUCUCUCCCUAUCUAUCCACCUAUCUGCCUGACACCCUAGAACUCAUAGAGCCGUCCUGUAUGCGCCUGGAAUGGCCAGUCAAAGUAAAAAAGGCUUACUUUCGGCGGGAAUACAGUGUCGCAACACUUAGAAUUGUCUAUUCCCCCACCAGCCUGUCUUACGGGCGGACUACUACUACUACUACUACUACUACUACUACUACUACUACUACUACUACUACUACUACUACUACUACUACCACAACAACAACUACUACUACUACUACUACUACUACCACAACAACAACUACUACUACUACUACUACUAUUACUACUACUACCACCACUACUACUACUACUACUACCACCACCACCACUACUACUACUACUACUACUACUACUACUACCACCACCACUACUACUACUACCACCACCACUACUACUGCUGCUACUACUACUACUACUACUACUACUACUACUACCACCACUACUGCUGCUACUACUACUACUACUACUACUACUACUACUACUACUACUACUACUACUACUACUACCACCACCACUACUACUGCUACUACUACCACUACUACCGCUGUUACUACUAA